ACGAACACACACGUGCGGGAUGAGACACGCGCGCUUCUCUUAAAGUUUAACUCCGUAAUUCGAGAUCGCGAUACCGUGAAAAUCUCCGACAUGCGGCGACGUGUGUAUCCCGAUAGUAGUCUCCAUUACAAAGCCGAGAUGAGACAACGUCAAUUUUCCGCGUUCCGCGUCGUGUCAUCGACGAUGUCUCGCACGCAUCGAUUGCCGCGUUUCCGAUAUCACGCAAUAAAAACCUAAAGAUUAGAUCUGCAAAUAGUCGAGAGAGAGAGUUUUUUAUAAAAAAAAAUUAACAAAAUCAAUUCGAAUUGGUUUCAAUUGCUCUCUCGAUUCCUGAGAUCGAACUUGAUUGCUGGAACAAGUGAGAAUUUAGAUAGAAAAAAAAAAAAAUGCGGAGACGAAGAAAAAUCUAUUUGUUGGAUUUAUCUCGACGAGGAGAAAAAAAAGGAGGAUCAUCGAACAGACGAAUGGAGUUCCGGACGUCGACGGUGACAAACUUCGCGACUGACGCGGCACGCUUUCCAACGAAAUUCGCGGUGCUCGUGAAUGACGGCCCGAAUUUAUUUAGUGUUUAUUAUGCAAAUCUAGUCACGGUAUUCUUGCGAAUCGCGAAAUUGCACAGCAGCAUGGUACGAGCGUCGAAUCCGAAACUCAUGGUCCGCGUGCUGGACGCGGUGGCGAAUCUCGGCGACAGCCGAGGUUCGUCCGCCCGCGAGGUUCUCGGUUUUAUCCGAACGAGCAACAUAUCGGCCAAGAAUCUGACGGUGCAGGUGCACCGAGCUUUAAAGAACGCGGUAAACGCUGGUCUUUUGCGACACAGAAGCGGUCGUUACAAGGUGCUGGCUACUCUCAGUCCGACUUCCGACUCAUCCGUUCCAUCCGUCAGCAAGGAAGCAGCUGGCAGCAGUCGAAAAACCGAUGACAAGACGCCGAAAUCCGAUGCACUUUCCACGGUGGCGCCGAUCGGUGGCCGUACGGAGACUCCUCGUCGAAAGCAGGAACGCAAAAAAAGAACCGCGUCGCAACAACAAAGUAGCAAAAGUCGCAGCAGCGGCGUGAGAAAGAGAACUCGUCGUUCGCCGCAAAAGCGGACCAACACGAUCAAUCGAAAGCGACGACAGCGAAAACGUUCGUACGAAGACGAGUUCGAGGAUCAGUCAUCCGGACAGUACGUCUCUUACAACCGGGACGUCGAGUCGCCGCUCAAUCGCAGAACGAAACGUCCGAGGCUAUCCAGGCGAGAAUCCGAUUUCUCCGACGACGACGAGAGCGAUCGCGAAAGCUACGUGAGCCGAAAACGCGCAUCCCGAGCGAACAAAUCAAUCGUCAACAAAUCGUUAUAUCGAGAUAAAAAACCGAAGGAGGCGCGCGCCAAGUCCAGGAACAGAUCGGCGUCGCGGGUUCGUAGUCCGCAGCCGUCACAGCGGAAGGACGUGCAAGCGCGACAGUAUCCGGUCGAGGAAGUCGGUAACGACAGGCAACAACAACACGACGAGGAUCGCGGAUCGGCGGAGCGCGACGCGACGCGUCAAGAAACGUUGGAAGAUGUCGAAGGAGGGCGAGAACCGAACGACAGCAACAGCGGCAGCACACUGGACAACUCAUAAGAGUUGUUCCACUUUCUCCUCUAUAUUUUUGUACUCCCUCGCCUGUCGAUACUCUAUUUUAGCGGUCUCUAUUUCGUUUUCUAUUUUAUUUUAUUUUAUUUUAUUGAGUUGUCGUCUCGCAUCGUCGAGUGACAAAUUUUCGAACGCGUUUUUAAUCGUGUAAAAAAACCUUGGAAUAAAACGUUCGUGCCCGUCUGGUUUU
This is a messenger RNA of Pseudomyrmex gracilis, 1806 nucleotides long. Its product is annotated as protein SON-like. Bases 387 to 1604 code for a protein of 405 amino acids. NCBI's taxonomy places the organism in Eukaryota, Metazoa, Arthropoda, Insecta, Hymenoptera, Formicidae. Gene Ontology annotation, cellular component: nucleosome. Gene Ontology annotation, molecular function: DNA binding. The record is from RefSeq and is a predicted model, not a curated record. Gene Ontology annotation, biological process: nucleosome assembly. The transcript has 6 exons.